CGGGUUCCACAUCACAAAAGACACCAAGAGAGUCCUCAAAAGCCAGAACGAGGGAUCCCUCACCCGAGGAACCGUGGAGAAGAAACGAGGCCAGGUGGUUGAAGGUAGAAAAUAUUGUAAGGGAAAAGAUGGAACAAUUUGAUCAUUAUUAUACACAGCUAGUGUCACACAAUGAGGUCACACGUGCAGAAAACGAGAGGAACUCCCAUCAACUGUACAACAAACUCUGGCUGGAGGAGGAAAAGAGAAGAAAAGCGGUUGUUCAGGGCUCUACGUAUGACAGAAUUUGGAGGCACCACGCCUUGAUGAGACAGAGGGGAGAGGAUGAAUGGCGGAGAAAAAUGGAGAGAAACAGUCAACUGCAAUAUGACUCUGUUGAUGUGUCUUUUGACGAAGAGGCUCUCAAGUGAUUGGAGUGAAUCAAUUAUUUUCAGUACACUUCAAAUUCCCAAGAUAAGACAGAGAAAGAAAAAGAAGAAUCAAUUCCUUUUUAUCAAAUACAUGUAAAAUGUCUUAAACCUGCCUUUUUAUUAUCAUUUAUUAUUUGAUAUAUUAUAAUUGUUAAAUCUUAGUACAUGUACAUUGUAUUUACAUGUACUCCGCUUUUUAUUGCUAC
Messenger RNA from Saccostrea cuccullata (small rock oyster), 616 nucleotides. RefSeq lists its product as uncharacterized. Lineage: Eukaryota; Metazoa; Mollusca; Bivalvia; Ostreida; Ostreidae. The record is from RefSeq and is a predicted model, not a curated record. Bases 129 to 410 code for a protein of 93 amino acids. The transcript is spliced from 4 exons.